Molecule: messenger RNA, 1613 nt
Organism: Lottia gigantea (owl limpet)
Lineage: Eukaryota; Metazoa; Mollusca; Gastropoda; Lottiidae
Exons: 10
Biological process (GO): proteolysis
Molecular function (GO): metallodipeptidase activity
Source: RefSeq, a predicted model, not a curated record
AAUGUUUACAUGUCUACGGUUAACGACUCCGAAUCAAAUAAAGGACUCGAGUUUUUUACUGAAAGAGGAUGAGGUGGCUUUUUAUACAUAUUACUGGAUAUUCGGGUAUUUAUUAACGACUUUGUAGUCUCGAGUACACGUAUAUAUAAUGUUAAUUCGAUAUAUUUAGUAUACGCCAGGUAUAUGACCAGUUUGAAAUUCUCUGGCACAUUCAUAAGAUAGCAAGCACAUUAUAAGUAUACUAUACACCAAUAUUUGUGUGUUUCAAGUGGAUUUUACUGACAAUUUAUAAAUGCUGACUAUAGAUUUUUAAAUUUUCUUUAUAUUUGUGGUAAUUGUCUGAGAUAAAAAGAACUGGAAUGGGUAAAUUUAUAUCUGAAGAUUUUUGUACUGGGAAAAGAUUAUUAAUUGGUGGACUAAUCGGAGUCGUAGUGCUCGCCGUAAUUAUUGGUGUUGCAGUCGGAGUGCCAUUAUCCAAGAGGGAUACCAGUACUACUUUAGCCAGAGCAAAACGAGUUUUGGAUGAGUAUCCUCUGAUUGACGGGCAUAAUGAUUUAGCAUGGCAGUACAGAAAUCAGGCUAAUAAUAGUGUAAACAGUAUCAAUUUAGACCAAUCAUUACAAGGCAUCUGGACACCUACACAUACCGAUAUACCCAGAAUAAAGGCGGGUAAACUAAAAGCUCAGUUCUGGGCACUGUAUGUACCAUGUUCAUCUCAAUAUAAAGAUUCAGUUCGGAUAUCCCUGGAUCAGAUGGACACUAUCAAGAGAUUUAAUGCAAAGUAUCCAAAUGAAUUUAGAUUUGUCACAUCCGCGCAAGGAAUACUUGACGCGUUCGAUGCCGGUAAGUUUGCCAGUUUGGUUGGUUUAGAAGGUGGACAUUCCAUACAGAGUAGUUUAGGGAAUUUGAGAAUGUUUUAUGAUCUGGGAGUGAGAUAUAUGACUGUAACUCACAGCUGUAACACACCCUGGGCCGAUAACUGGAAAAUUGAUGAAGACAAUAACACUGAUACCUCAGUUAAUGGUUUGACAGAUUUUGGAAAGACGGUUAUAAAAGAGAUGAAUAGGUUGGGAAUGUUGGUAGAUUUAUCACAUGUCUCUCGGAAAACCAUGUUAGAUGCUUUAGAAGUGACCAAAGCUCCAAUUAUAUUCAGUCAUUCAUCAGCUUAUGAGAAAUGUAAUCAUAACAGAAACGUUCGAAAUGAUGUUCUGGAGAAAACAAAAGAAAAUAAAGGUGUUGUAAUGGUGAAUUUUUAUAGUGACUAUAUAAAUUGUACUCCAAACUUGCAACCGAAAGCAACUUUAUCUCAAGUCGCAGAUCAUAUAGAUUAUAUUAAGACUCUGAUUGGUGUAGACUAUGUUGGUAUAGGUGCUGAUUAUGACGGAGUGGAACGAGUACCCGAGGGUUUAGAAGAUGUCUCUACAUACCCAGCUUUGUUCGCCGAACUACUGAAUAGAGGUUGGACAGAACCAGAUCUGAAAAAGUUAGCUGGUGAAAAUUUAAUCCGAGUCUUUAAAAGAACGGAAGAGGUACGAGAUGAAAUGAGUAAUACGCCACCAUUUGAAGAUCAUCUACCCGUACCAGAACAAGUUGAUCAUGCUUGUAAAACAAGU